UCGUACGUUUGAGGUUUAUGUACGUGCGUAGGAUGGGCAGCGAUUCUCACAGUAUUAGCCCAGCAAGCGACGCAGAAGGCCGAAAGCUGAGUUUUGUGAAGAAAAAAUGGGGAGUGUAAUUGUUUUGACGAUGGUGGAGGUUAUUUUGUCCCUCCUAAUAAUCGUAGCCUUGGGUUUGGUUUCUGCUAUUUUCUUCGAAGCUUAUAGAAGGAGACUCAACAACGCGCAUGUCGAAGCCCCCGCGAUCUUCGAGGAUCCCAAUUCGUUGAAACAGGUUCCUUGCCCUUCAAUUUUUGAUCCAUCAGAAAAGUACAUAUCUUUGAUAAUUCCUGCAUUCAAUGAAGAGCACAGGCUUCCUGGUGCUCUUGAGGAAACCAUGAAUUAUUUGCAACAGCGUGGAGCAAAGGAUAAGUCAUUUUCUUAUGAGGUGGUGAUUGUUGAUGAUGGAAGUUCUGAUGGAACAAAAAGAGUAGCCUUUGAAUUUGUAAGAAAAUACACCGUUGACAAUGUGAGGGUUAUCCUUCUUGGUAGAAAUCAUGGGAAGGGAGAAGCUAUCAGAAAAGGAAUGCUUCAUUCACGUGGUGAGCUACUUCUAAUGCUGGAUGCUGAUGGAGCAACCAAUGUUAAUGACCUAGAAAAACUAGAAAAUGAGGUCCAAACAGUUGCAAGAAAGGAAUUUAAAUUAGGAGAUUCAGCAUCCAGAGACUCAAAUUUUAGAGUGUCGGAUAUCCCAAUUUCUGCUUUUGGUUCCCGUGCUCAUCUUGAGGAUAAAGCCCUGGCUACAAGGAAGUGGUACCGCAAUUUUUUGAUGAAGGGUUUCCAUCUUGUGGUUCUUUUGGCAGCUGGUCCGGGAAUCCGGGAUACACAGUGUGGUUUUAAGAUGUUUACAAGGUCUGCUGCAAGGAAGCUUUUCACUAACAUCCGUCUGAAAAGGUGGUGCUUUGAUGUUGAGUUGGUUUUCCUAUGCAAAUGGUUUGGCAUCCCAAUGCUUGAGAUAUCUGUGAACUGGUCUGAAAUUCCUGGAUCCAAGGUGAACCCUUUGAGCAUACCCAACAUGCUUUGGGAGCUUGUGUUGAUGUCUGUUGGAUAUAGGACACGUAUGUGGAGAAUCAGUACCUGAACGAUCAUAACGGAGUUUAAUUUAGGAGAAAAAGCAUGUUGGUCUUGGUGGUUUUUUUAAUUCUACUUCAGUGCUAGUGAAAAAAAAGAAGCUAAAUACCUUAAUUAGGCAACAUCAUCGGCAUACAUUUGUUACCUUCAAAAAGCAUGUGCAAGAGGGAAAAAUGACUUUUAGUUUUGUUGAACCAUGAGCUUAAGAUCUAACCAUGUGAUUUUAAUUUCUGUGGACUA
Messenger RNA from Ziziphus jujuba (common jujube), 1350 nucleotides. RefSeq lists its product as uncharacterized. Gene Ontology annotation, cellular component: endoplasmic reticulum membrane. The transcript has 10 exons. The record is from RefSeq and is a predicted model, not a curated record. The coding region runs from base 107 to 1120 and encodes 337 amino acids. NCBI's taxonomy places the organism in Eukaryota, Viridiplantae, Streptophyta, Magnoliopsida, Rosales, Rhamnaceae.